AUGUAAGCAGCGUUCCUCUCAAAACUUAAGUCUGCUUUGAGUCAUAAACUCCAGGAGUUUGAUGAUAAGUCAAAAACUCUUGCAACAGAGAACCAGAAGUUCGAACAAGGCAAAGUGAACAUGCUCUCAUCUCUGACAAGUAACAUGAAUUUCAAAAAGAAUAUCCAAUCUAAGCUUGAGACGGCUAGAUAGAGACUUGAACAGACUCAGCAUGAUCAAUUAGCACUGUAAAGAUAGUAUGAGGACACCGAAGCCAACUUGUAAAAGGUUCAGCAAGAACUUGAGAGAGUUGAGAAGGAGAAGAACUUCAUCGACAACGUCAGCAACCAGGUUAUUGAGAAGAAAAACUAGGAAUAUGGCUAAAGACUAAAAGCCAAGGAUGAACUUGAAUCAGAUGCAAGAGAUGAAAUUAAAAGACUACAACAGCAAAUUGAAAAGGAGAAGCAGAGACUCAGAGAACUCUAAGAUCAGUAUGAUAGAGGCAAACUUGAACUUGAUGGAAUCGAAAGACAAAUCAAGCUGAAGGAGGAAGAGGCAAAGAACCAAGACGAUUUGAAUGAUCUAGAUAAAUAGAAAGCAUUGCUCUAGGCCAAAAAUCAAUAACUAAAGAAUGAUAUUGCUAAGGCCUAGCAAGAGCUUGACAGUCUCAAGGACAAGAACGCUUCACUACAGGGUUAAAUUGACAAGCAAAUCAAGGAUAACCAAAACGCAGAGCUGGAAGUCGAGAAUGCCAAAAGACAGGCUGCAUAGAGGGAUGAUGUAGAAAAAUAAAUUGAAGAAUAAUAAAAAGCAAGAGAUGCACUCAAAGACAAGGUCAAGGAUCUCUAAAAGCAACUUGACGAACUAGACAAGGCUAUCAAGUAGAAGGUGCUUGAGAAUGCUGCACUUCAAAGUCAAAUAGAGGUACUGAUGCUAUUUGUGGCUUACGAACGAGAAAUCAAAAGAGUAGUGGGAGAUCUAUAGAAUUUGGAAUCUAAGCUGCUUGAUUUCAAUCUUUAAUAUGAAUAAUAAACUAGACAAUUAAAUAGCAUUCAAUCUCAGCUUUAAUUCCACCAGAGAGAAUCAUACUUUGAACUUGCAUAUGAUUAACUCACUAAGGUAGAUUUGAUUCAACUUAAGAAGAGCAUCAACCACUUACAAUCUGACUUCGAUAAGUUUAAGAGACAGAUAUUUGAGAUCAUCAAUGACAAGUUAACAGACAAGGAGAUCGAUACUAACUCGGAUGCUCUUAAAAAAGAUGUCAAGGCUCACAUCGCAACUUUACAAAAUAUUGCAGAGUAGAUAACUUAAAUUACCGGUUAAGACAUGGUAGAAGUUGAUGGUUUAAUUGAUAGAGUUAAGGGUACUUUGUCUGCCGAGGAAAUCAAAGCUAAGGAGAAGAUGCUUCAUUCCGUUUAAGUCGACAAUGAAGAGGAACAGACUAAAAUCUAGGCACUUGUCAACCAAGUUAAAAAUUCACAGAGAGAUAGAGCAAAGCUUGAAAGACUCAUAAAACUGAAGAUGGAGUGUAUCAAAGAAACAGGCAAAAAAGAGAAAAUUUUCAAACUCAUGCUCAAGUUAUCAGAGGUGAAUGAGCACUUGCUAGCAACUAAAUUCUUCCAGAAUGAAAGAGACUCGCAGUCCCUUAUUCAAUCUACCGCUAAGUCAUUUACAACCAAAACUGACCUUUCAAAAAUUCUUACUCUCCUUGAGGAAUAUGACUAUUUUGUGUUCUAAUUGAAGCAAGCUUAGUCAGACAUCAAGGACUUUGAAUUCUAGUUGCUAACCGUAAAGUAGCUCUACGAAGAUCUUGACAGCAGCUUUGCUGUUCAGAAGACUCAGGAUCUUUACGAUAGAAUGAGACAACUCAAUGUUAACUCCCAUCAAAACGAGCUUAAUGAUAUUGCUGACUAAGUUAAUGGAUGGAGAUAGCAAGUUUAGGAUUUCAGACAAGGCAGAGCUACUUCAACUAGAUCUGUUGGAAAACAUUAAAUCGAACUCAUUGAUCUAUUUGACAAGGAGUGCGAGCUAGCUUUGGAUGUGGUCACCAAGAACCAGAGAGACUUCUAAAGAGUCCAUUAGAACUUAGAGUCCAUCACCUAACAACUCAACAAAGGCGAUCAAUAAUAAGUAGCUGCCUCUCCAGAAAGCCAGGAAAUUGAUGAAGUAGAGGUCACUGAUAAACUAAGUGAACUUGCUAAGAUUGAAUUCUCAUUGGAAAAACUAGAGGAUAGAUACAGAGACGGGCAUAAAUACUUUGAAAAUCAGGUAAAGAGAUCAUUCAAAGGAGCUCAACUUAAAUGGAUUGAUAUUGAAGAUGCAGUAAAGCUUUGA
Stylonychia lemnae is the source of this 2313-nucleotide messenger RNA. The record is from the annotation of a GenBank genome assembly. Lineage: Eukaryota; Ciliophora; Spirotrichea; Sporadotrichida; Oxytrichidae.